This is a messenger RNA of Hevea brasiliensis (rubber tree), 2710 nucleotides long. Its product is annotated as conserved oligomeric Golgi complex subunit 3. Gene Ontology annotation, biological process: intra-Golgi vesicle-mediated transport; intracellular protein transport; Golgi organization. The record is from RefSeq and is a predicted model, not a curated record. NCBI's taxonomy places the organism in Eukaryota, Viridiplantae, Streptophyta, Magnoliopsida, Malpighiales, Euphorbiaceae. The coding region runs from base 123 to 2405 and encodes 760 amino acids. The transcript has 24 exons. Gene Ontology annotation, cellular component: cis-Golgi network; membrane; COG complex.
UGAGGACGCUGUUUAUAAUGAUGAAGAUGAACGCUCAAUUCGCAUAAGGGAGUUGUCAACCGUUGGGGAGGUUCAGUUCCAGUAGUAGUAGGAAAAUCUCCCCUCUCUCAAUCCAUCGGAAAAUGGCAAACAAAGCGAGCCCUCCAAACCUCCACAAAUCCGUUGCCAUUUCCAAAGGAUACAACUUCGCUUCUACUUGGGAGCAGAAUGCUCCUCUCUUGGAGAAACAGCAAGCAGCAAUCGUCGCAUUGUCUCAUGCCGUCGCCGAGCGACCAUAUCCUUCCAAUUUGGCCCAAGAUCAUAUCUCUAGGCAGGACAAUGGGGGCUUGGCUGUUUCCACUGAGGAUAGCGCUUUUGGAGAUUCUCAAGCCAUAGAUGCAGUUUUAGUUAAUACGAAUCAGUUCUACAAAUGGUUUACAGAUCUUGAAUCAGCCUUGAAAUCAGAGACAGAGGAGAAGUAUCAGCACUAUGUUAACACUUUGACAGAGCGCAUACAGACAUGUGAUGAUAUACUUCUUCAGGUGGAUGAAACUCUGGAUUUAUUUAAUGGACUUCAGUUGCAACACCAAGCAGUAGCUACAAAGACUAAGACUCUUCAUGAUGCCUGUGACCGACUGUUGGUAGAGAAGCAAAGACUGAUUGAGUUUGCAGAAGCACUUCGCAGUAAGCUCCACUACUUUGAUGAAUUGGAGAAUAUUGCUACCAAUUUUUAUUCUGCAAAAGUGAAUGUUGGAAGUGAGAACUUUCUUCCACUGCUCAAACGGCUUGAUGAGUGCAUAUCAUAUGUUGAAAGCAAUCCACAAUAUGCAGAAUCUAGUAUUUAUUUGCUUAAAUUUCGGCAACUCCAGUCUCGAGCCCUUGGUAUGAUUCGUUCUCAUGUACUUUCUGGUCUGAAAGGCGCUUCUUCGCAGGUCCAGGCGGCAAUCCGGAGCACUGGUGGCAGCAAGACAUCUGUUUCUGAGGGUGUAGAGGCAUCUGUUAUCUAUGUCCGAUUCAAGGCAGCUGCAAAUGAGCUGAAGCCCAUAUUGGAGGAAAUUGAAGGCAGAUCAUCUAAAAAAGAGUAUGCUCAAGUUCUUGAAGAAUGCCACAAAUUGUACUGUGAACAGCGGCUUUCUUUGGUAAAAGGCAUUGUACUUCAACGAAUAUCUGAGUUUGCCAAGAAAGAGGCCUUGCCAUCAUUGACUAGAUCUGGAUGUGCAUAUCUAAUGCAGGUUUGUCAGCUUGAGCACCAACUCUUUGAUCACUUUUUCCCAUCUUCCUCAGAGGAUGUUUCUGGUUUGGCUCCAUUGGUUGAUCCUCUGUCUACUUUCUUGUAUGAUACAUUGCGUCCAAAACUUAUUCAUGAAAUCAAUGUUGAUCUUCUUUGUGAACUUGUUGACAUACUUAAAGUUGAAGUCUUGGGAGAACAGCUUAGCAGACGGAGUGAGUCAUUGGCUGGGCUACGUCCUACAUUGGAAAGAAUUUUGGCGGAUAUUCAUGAACGGCUGACUUUCCGAGCUCGAACGCAUAUUCAUGAUGAGAUAGCUAAUUACGUUCCUUCUGAUAAAGACUUGGAUUAUCCUGCAAAGCUUGAGCAAUCUGUUGAGAUGAAAUCAGAAACUAAUUCUGUUGAAGAAACUCCAGAUGUAUUUAAAACUUGGUACCCACCCCUGGAGAAAACUCUAUCAUGCCUUUCAAAGUUGUAUCGUUGUCUAGAACCAUCUGUUUUCACUGGUUUAGCACAGGAAGCAGUAGAAGUUUGCUCCCUUUCUAUCCAAAAAGCAAGCAAACUCAUUGCAAAGAGAACAACGGCAAUGGAUGGGCAGCUCUUCCUUAUCAAACAUCUUCUAAUCUUGAGGGAGCAGAUUGCACCAUUUGAUAUAGAAUUUUUAGUCACAUACAAGGAACUUGACUUCUCUCAUUUGUUGGAACACUUAAGACGGAUACUUAGAGGUCAGGCUUCUCUGUUUGACUGGUCGAGAUCAACUUCACUAGCAAGAACUUUGUCUCCCCGAGUUCUAGAAAGUCAAGUAGAUGCCAAGAAGGAACUGGAGAAAAGCCUAAAAGCAACUUGUGAGGAGUUCAUCAUGUCGGUCACUAAGCUGGUUGUGGAUCCGAUGCUUUCAUUUGUUACCAAGGUUACUGCUGUAAAAGUUGCACUGUCUUCUGGUAAUCAGAAUCAGAAAGUAGACUCAAUUAUGGCCAAACCACUUAAGGAUCAAGCAUUUGCUACUCCAGAUAAGGUGGCUGAACUUGUUCAGAAGUUAACCUUUAUACUGCAACGAAAAAACUAUACAUGUGAGAUUAAAGGGGAUGAAAGUGAGAACAAAAAUGAAAUCUCAGAUUCAUUAACUCCACAAAAAAGUACGUUGUCAAGGACUGCCCUAGGGAAAGCUUUUGGAAGCAGCAAUUGGUCAACCGACUAAGGAAGCCUGUUAUGCCUAUUGCUGUGGGCCCAACUUAUCUACCGACUCAUUGGAGUAUUCAGCAAUUUAAAGUGUCUUCCUCAAACAACUGCUCCAGACCAACAAGAACAUGUAAAAUGACAAUGUUUCAGCUUUUUUAAGAUGGAAUUUUACCUUAUUUAGAGCACAAUCCAAGUGACAAACAUGAACAGCUCCAUUCUCAUUGGAUGCUCUUUUGCUCAUCAUUUCAGGCUCCCUAUAGCCUGUCGGCUGAGAAGCAUAAACAAGUCUGUUUAAUAAAGAAUUUUACUAAAUUUGUGGUGCAA